This is a messenger RNA of Gopherus flavomarginatus (Mexican gopher tortoise), 4900 nucleotides long. It is a transcript of the gene TNFAIP8L2, whose product is annotated as TNF alpha induced protein 8 like 2. Gene Ontology annotation, cellular component: cytoplasm. The transcript has 2 exons. Gene Ontology annotation, biological process: negative regulation of T cell activation; regulation of apoptotic process; negative regulation of inflammatory response. The record is from RefSeq and is a predicted model, not a curated record. Lineage: Eukaryota; Metazoa; Chordata; Testudines; Testudinidae. Bases 672 to 1232 code for a protein of 186 amino acids.
ACCAGAAUUCCCAUUUCCAGGUCUCAUCUGUGCUAAGAUGUUCAUCCUCCCCCUUCACGCUCCCAUGACAUCGUCUUAAUCGAACAGACAAUGGGGAAGGUGGAACUGGGGUCAGAUAAAUCUGGCCUCUCUGGGAAGCACCAGACCCGGGCUCAGGAAGAGACACACAGAUGUUAUGCUAAGAGGCAAGGCGAAAAACAGGAAGUAAAGCUGUGUGCACGUGAGACAGCGAGAGAGAGAGAAACUUUCAUCUCUGACAAUCUCUAACCAAGGAUCUCAAAGAGCUUCGCCAACAUUAAUUAAGCUUCCCAGCCCACCCAGAAGGCUGGCCUUGGUGUCGGUAGUGCGCUCACUAGCACUCGAGAGGGUGCAAGGUCUCGCUCUGCCCUUGGACCUAUCACAGGAUCACUCUGUGCCUCGGUUUCCCCACUCAGCUAACAGGGCUGUCUGGUCUAUUUCAAUUGCCAGCCGUUCAGGGCAGGGAGUGUCUCUCGCGCUGUGCCUAUGCAGCACCAAGCCCGGAGGAUGGUUGAGGCCUUCCCGUGCUGCUGUCUUAGAAAUCUGGAGUCUGAUUGCCCAGUUCCUCGCGAGAUGGCCAGGCCCAGACAUAGGGGAAGAGAAAGUGUUUGCUUCAAGCUCAUUUUUGCAACUACUGUAUCCUCUGCGCCACAAUGGAGACAUUCAGCUCCAGGAACCUGGCCAUGCAGGCUGAGAAGAAGAUCCUGAGCCACAUGGCCAGCAAGUCGGUGGCGAAUGUAUUCCUGGACGACACCAGCAGCGAGAUCCUGGAUGAGCUGUACCGGGUCUCCAAGCUGCACACCCAGAACCGGUCCGAGGCCCAGAAGGUCAUCAAGAACCUCAUCAAGGUGGCCGUUAAGGUCAGCGUGCUGUACCGCAACAACCGCUUCAGCGCCAGCGAGCUGGGCCUGGCGGGGGAGUUCAAACACAAGCUGCACCAGGGCGCCAUGACGGCCGUCAGCUUCUACGAGGUGGAGUUCACCUUCGAGCCGGGUGUGCUGACCCAGCUGCUGCAGGACUGCCGGGAUAUGCUGCUGCAGCUGGUGGAGAAGCACCUGACGGCCAAGUCCCACGGCCGCAUCCGCCACGUCUUUGACCACUUCGCCAACGGCGACCUGCUCAGCCAGCUCUACAGCCCCGGGGAGCCCUACCGGCCCCACCUGCAGAAGAUCUGCCAGGGCUUGAACAAGCUGAUAGAGGAGGGGAAGCUGUGAGCGGGCUGGGAGGGGGCCUUGCCUUACUCCUCCUCCUCAGCCAGCAAAAGAUUAUGGGAGUUGGGGGUUUGUAUCCAUGGGGGCCUGGAAACACUUUACUCUCUUAGGCACCUAUGGAUAUCCUAGCCAAGGAGCAAGGACAUUCAGGUUUAUAGGGGAUGGAGAACUGGAUGAUCCCACAGGACAAUCAAGACUCGGGCAUGUCCCACUUGCACUCAGAGCCGUCCGUGCUCUCCGCAUCCGUCCCAGUCCUCUCCAUGCCCUCAUGGAUUGGGCCGCCCAGCUCCCGACUCUAUCUCCCCGUCAGUGACACUUGCAGAGCGGUUAUUUUUGUACACACUCAUCUUGGCGUUGUUACGCCUGCCUCGCCGUGUUGCGUGGGGGAUCUGCUGCGGGGGGGUGGGGGCACCAGGUUCGGCCUGAGCAGUUACCCCUUGAUGGUUCAGUUUGUAAGGCCGGCGGAGGUGGGGCUGGGUUCAGCUCCCACUGCAGGGCAUUAGGGGGCUGGGCCGAUGAAGGCAACAGAUCAAAUCCCUCCCCCAAACACUCCUCAUUGCAGGGUUGCUCAUGGCCAAAGGGAUCAGUUGAGGCUCCACCAAGCCAGCAAAACAGAGCGGGGUGGCAGAUUCUGAGCUUUUAUGUCAAUUGCACAUAAAUGCGAUGCCCAGGGGAAGGGACCAGCCACCGGUGUGAGCCCGUCCUUGCCACAUGGGCCCCCAGCGGUGAGGUCUAGUCCCCAGGGCUGCAUUCAGUGGAGCUCUGCCCCCGCAUUAAGCUCAGGAUUAGCUUAGUUUCAGCCAUGGAGAGUUUACGACUUUCCCUCCCCGAGCCCGGCCGCUGCCAAAGACACGGGUGAGGCCACGAGCAGGGUGAGAAUGGGGGACACCCCGCGCGGGUCAGAAACACCGUGUCGGUCAAAGGUCCCGCAGGCAAAUGGUAGGGUCCCUCCCAUGCCUUCCCUGGCCACUCUGCCCUCCUGCCCCAGCCCCUCAUCCCCCUAACGCCGUGAUCCCAGUUUAUGGCCAAUGCCUUGGCAGCCUACGGUGGGCUGGAAGGUCGGUGAGUUUCCCAUGGCAUGUCGGAGGGAGGAGAAGACUCAUGACUCCAGGAGGCCCCUUAGCAGCUGGGCUUCCUCCACUGCAACCCAGGGGCUGCAGAGGUCAAGCAAAGGUACCAGCAGCUUCCUCGGAGCGGGCGUGUUGGGAACAGACCAGCAGACAAGGCUACCUUGGCUGGCAUGGGCACAGUUAAAGGGUGGGCAUGCAGCCCUCAAAGCCACCUUCCCCUGCCCGGUUUGCUGCCACGCUGGAUGCUGCCAGCUCACCAAGAAUGUGGCUGGAUGGUGCACAACCCAGGCCAAGGGAAGUCAAACAGCUCCCGGCGUAGGAAGGGGAGACCAGAGCCAGAGCUCCCUGAGAAAACAGCCCCUCACCAAGGGGGCACGAGGUCACCCCUUGCCUGUCUCCCUGCUCUGAUAGCCUGGCCUGAUCUCCACACACCUCGAGUUCCCCUCCCCUGUCCCUCUCCAGCACUCAGCUGCUGGCCUCACACUAACCCAGCAUAUGGCUUUGUCUCCCCCUCAUGGUUGGGGUAAGAGGCUGAUUGGUGCCCUGGUGGCAUCGCUUAGUGGGGGGAACAAAUGCCCCCCCUUCCCCAAAGUUUUUGCACUUGCUCAAAGUUCCACAGGCUGCAGAGCUGGGGCAGGGGGGCACCCAGAGCCUGAACCCUUUUAAUCAGUGGCGCUGGACUGACUUAGUAUGGCUGCUCCCACCGCAAUCCAGAGCAUCGCUCCGGCUGCAGGGCCGAACCUGGAUCCGGCUGCUCCGCGGGGCAGCCAGGCCAAAGGGGACUGCAACCUGAAGCACGGGGAGGCUGGCCCUGGAUGGCGGAGCACGGGAGAGGCUGCUGAAACCUGCCCCUCGGCGACACCAGCUCCCGCACGGCAUGAGUAAGAGAAAAGAGGGACUCCAUGGCCGAUGGGAUCCAGCUCCCUGUGGGAAGAAGGGGGGUACAAGCAGAGUGGAACUGGGUCCCUGCCAUGCAGGGACUAGAAUUCACACAUCCCACCCCCCACCGAAGAAAUAUCUGAAUUGGUGCUACUACACGGCCCUGUGCCUGUCCCAUUUCACCCUCACAGGCCACCCCUUAAGAAACCUGGAUCUGGGGGAACACAUGCCCACCGCUUUCUGGCCCUUGGAAAUGAAAGCACUCCAAACCCUCGCUAAAGGAACCCCUGGCUGUCCGUUUUAAUUUGGCUGGUGGAGGGGUCACAGGUUCGAUUCCCACCGCUGCCCAAGCUGGGGGAGCUGCUGGCUUCUCCACAUCCCAGGAGCUGCCUUCUACGGAAGAUAUUAGACCCCGAAAGUAAAACCUUCCCUGCAGAUGAGCAUCUGUGCUGGUCCCACUACAGCCUGACGGGUGGCAAUUAAUCAGAGGAGGAAUAUAAUUAGGCUUAGGCACUGCCCCAACCUGGUCCGUGUUUGGAAGAGCACCUCCCAGGUGCUCCAGCAGCUUGCACUGGUGAGUCAAUAGGGGGCACUCUUCCAGCCACAUCAGCCCUGAACACAGUGUGCUGCGGGGAGCUGCUAAAGAUGCUGGUUUUCUCAAGGCAGCUCCUUGCAGCCAUUAAAGAGCCUGUGGCCCCCAAAGCCUCACAAUUAAAAGCCGUUACUGUGCAGCGGGCUGCAUGAAAUGAGUUUGACGGGUGUCAGGUUUGCAGCACCCAGGUCUCCAUGGCAUGAAAGUGGGGGGGCUCUUCAGAGCAGGGCUGUUUGCCCAGGCACCCAAGGGAUGCGGAGGUCUCCAGGGUGUCAGUCCAACCCCACCGGCACUCCACCUAGGCAGGGAGGAAGCAGAGGGAGGAGCCUGCGGUUCCCCUGUCGCAGGCGGGGAUGCAAUGUCACUGGUUAGCAGAAGCCAGGUGCACGGGGCAGAUGCCAGGGCCGGAGAGCAGCUCUGCUGGCAGCGAUGCCCGCGGGCCUCGGCCAGUUCCGGGGAGAGGCUGACUGCAGGCAAGGCCAGCCUGGGGCAUCGCGGGCAGGUCACUGCAGCAAAGCGAACGACGCCACAAUGGGACUCAAUGGCACAGCAGGCAGCUGCCACUGGGACAGGCCCAGAGCCCCUCAGGAUUCAGCCGGGGGAGGCGCUGGUCCUGCUUUCCCAUCCCUGCAAGCUUGAUUGCUCAAUCUCCCCUUCUCACUGCAUCAGCAGGCCCCAGGCACACCCCACCCCCUCCCCAGCUCUGCCUCCCACCACUGCUCCACUGCACCCCAGCCCCCGCUAUCCCAGCCUCGAGCCCCGCUCAGACUCUGCCGCUGCUCCUCAAUCCCAAUGCACAGCCCACCCCCCUGCUGCUAUCCCAAGCCUGGGGCCCCCCCAGACAGCUCUGCCGCUAUCCCCACGCUGGGCUAUGCAGCUUUCCCUCUAACACAAGUGUCACGUGGGCCCUACUCAUUGCAAUCGAGAGCCUAAGACAAAUGACACAUCAGCCAAUACCGGUCACACACCGCAACGGCGGGCAAAAUGUCCAGAGACUUCCAAAGGAGCAGGAUCUGACCCAUUUUUGGAGCAUCUCCCCGCUGACCGCCACUGCUGUACAAAGGCCGACCCAAACCCACUUUGUGCGUCACCAGGGAAAUAAAGGGGAGGAACAGAAAUGAUUUACCAUG